AUGGCGAGAACACGCACUAAUGGACAGGACGGACGACCACCAUUGCCACCUACUGAAGCCACCAGAGGCCGUGGACGCGGUAGUGGUCGAGGUAGAGCCACAGGGGCAGCAUCUGUAGAUCCACCAGUUGCCCGGGAUCAGGAUCAGGCUCCAGCUGCAGAGACUCCAGCAGCACCUACUCAGGCACCAGCUGCAGUUUUAGCCACCACUGCAACAGCUACUUCACAGGCAGGGGGAGGUAAUCAGACCCCCGCUGCUCGCACACCUAAGCCGAUAGUGCAGGGAUUACAGACGCCAGAGGCACCACCAGUACAGCAGGUUGCCCCAGUUCAGCCGGUUACACCGGUUAAGGAUAAUAUGGUCCCAGUUAUGCCAGACUAUGAGCAGCGUCGUCUUGAGAGAUUCAACAGACUUGUACCUCCUACUUUCAGUG
Molecule: messenger RNA, 433 nt
Organism: Nicotiana tabacum (common tobacco)
Lineage: Eukaryota; Viridiplantae; Streptophyta; Magnoliopsida; Solanales; Solanaceae
Source: RefSeq, a predicted model, not a curated record